GUAGCUUGAUCAAAGCUAGGUCCACGGACUUGCUAGGCCAUGAAAAGAAAAAAUUAAAUUAAAAAAAAAGAAAUAUGGCGUAACGUGAUUGCUACACAUGUGUCAGUGAAUUCGAUCUCAAGCAGCUUCAGCGCAUUACCAAAGGUUGAAAUCGAUUCAAAUAUUUUCACUAUCACCAAGAGAGAAAGGAAAGACUAGAUACCUAUAUGACGUAUUUAUUACAUCACAAGGAUGACCGUGGAUUUUGAUGCUAUGGUGUGUGCCGUCGAAGACUGUGGUGUGGAGUGCGUAGUUCGUGAUUGCACUUCACGAGAUGCCCAGCCAAAGUUUAAGCUUUCUCUUCACCCAUCGACGACAGUUAUUGAUAUCUUCAACUAUGUAGCUCAACAUUAUUCCUACGAUGUGGACAGCUUUGAGCUGGUGCUACAAAGUGCACGUGGUGAAGUGGUCGAGCUAAACGAAGUAAAGGAAAAAAACCUGAUGGAAAUUGGAUUGAAUUUUAGUAACGAGACAAAGUACACACUGGUCGUGAGUGACGUUUCUCGCCACGCUUCAAAGGAUGCAGCGGCCAACAGAACUAUUUCAUCCAUCAAGACUCCACUGUUUAGUCCAUCCUCUGGAGAUUACAACCGACCAGCUCCAGCAUUCCAGUCACAAAUCCAGGAGUUCACUUUUAAUCAUAAAAGUGUCAUCAAGCCUGAGACUAGUUACGUCGGUCUGGUGAAUCAGGCAAUGACGUGUUACCUAAACAGCCUUUUGCAAGCCCUCUACAUGACCCCAGAGUUUAGGAAUGCUUUGUACAACUGGGAAUACGUCGAUGGUUCAGAGAAAGAUGAGGCCAAAAGUAUUCCAUAUCAACUGCAGAAAUUAUUUCUAAAUUUGCAGACGUCAACAAAGCCUGCAGUGGAGACUACUUCUUUAACGAAAAGCUUUGGUUGGGACUCAACGGAAGCAUGGCAACAGCACGAUAUACAAGAGUUGUGCCGAGUGAUGUUUGAUGCCCUGGAACAGAAGUUUAAAAACACACAGCAGGCUGACCUGAUCAAUAGGCUUUACGAAGGAAAGAUGAUCGACUAUGUAAAGUGCCUAGAAUGUAGUACUGAAAAGUCUAGAGAGGAUACUUUUCUGGACAUUCCUUUACCUGUUCGGCCAUUCGGCAGCAAUGUCGCGUACAAUAGCGUGGAGGAAGCCUUGCGAGCGUUUGUGCAACCUGAAACACUGGACGGGACAAAUCAGUAUCAUUGUGAAAAGUGUAACAAAAAAUGUAACGCACAUAAGGGGUUGAAAUUUUCAAAAUUUCCGUACCUUCUUACAUUACAUUUGAAGCGAUUUGACUUUGACUACAAUACUCUCCACAGAAUCAAGCUGAAUGAUAAGGUAACGUUUCCCGAUGUUUUAAAUCUCAAUUCCUUUGUCGCAUCAACAUCUGCUCACGAGUCUCCAGGUAGAGAGGAGGACACUGGCGUUGGAGUAAAGUGUGAUGAUAGUUCAACGACAGACAGUGGAACAUUAGACGACGAAUGUCCCCCGUGUGAUAACAGCAGUGCAAGUACUAAUCAAUCUACAAAUCACGAUCAAGAUGAUGAUGAAGGUAUAGAUGUAAGCAAUGGACCCUCAACCUCAAGUUGCAGCAAUCACAAUCAUGAAAAUGAAAAGAAUUCUGGAAAUCGUGCAAUUGAUAAAGGUCCAUAUCAGUACGAACUCUUCUCCAUCAUGAUUCACAGUGGGAGUGCAAGCGGGGGUCAUUACUACGCGUAUAUCAAAGAUCUCAUGACUCAAGAAUGGUUUUGCUUUAAUGAUCAGAGUGUCACGAGGAUAACUUAUGACGAUAUUCAAAAGACAUAUGGUGGUGGACCUACUCGAGCUUAUUAUAGUGGAGCAUACAGCAGCAGUACAAAUGCUUAUAUGCUUAUGUAUAGACAAAUAGAUCCACAUCGUAACAAGCUGCCGAUGCAAGCAGUAAACUUUCCCAAACACAUACAGGAUCUUUUGAAGAAAAUGAAAGAAAGUGAAGAAAACGACCGAAAGAACAGAGAAAAACAGAUGUCUAUGUGCAAGCUUAAAGUGUAUUGUCAUCACCCGGAAGAGGGCAGGCUCACAGAUGCAAAACUUUACGUAUUGCAAGAUGAAACGUUACAAGAAACGACAGAGGUGGCUCACAGAAGGCUUGGUUUAGAAGGAAUAGUAAAGCUAGAUCAAUGUCGAUUAGUUAGUUACGAUCAUAACGAAGAUUUGAUCGAACGAAGCUGGGAAGGAUCCGAGUUGAUGGAACCGAUCGGUGACAUUUGGCGUAAUAACAGCCGGUUCGAUCUCCUGCUUCAAAUACGUCGGAAGGACGAGCAGUUUGAGACUUAUUUGCCAGGAGGUGUUGCAACGAAAGUAUUUGUUGUUGAUAUUGAUAAAGAAGAAGUUGUUGACGGUCCGAUAAGUGUGCGAGGUUUAUUAACUCAGACCAUCAGAGAAUACAAACUCGAGUUGUCAAAACUGUUAAAAUUGGAUGCCAAGCAGAUAAAAUUAGUCCUACAAAAAUAUCCUUCAGACAGCCGGUUGCUAGAUAAAGAUGACAAUAUGCUUCAAUCUGAGGGAUUUUAUGGUCCGAAUAAAAUUUUCGUUGCCACAGCUUUGGACACAGACGAAACGAAACCUUUCCACGAAUCUAAACUCCAAAAGAUUAUUGAAAAUUUCGAGUACAUCAUCUCCCUUCGCGUAUUGUUACCUGACACAAGCAAAGAAACAUUAGACGAUUUGAAUAUUCCAUCCCUCGAGGAGACACGCAAGGGGCAAGAAAAAUCGAUAGCGAAUGGUCCGAUAAAAUCAUCUCUUGGUGACAUGAUGAAGACGAUGAUGACAAAGAACAGCGAACAAACCAAACCCAGUUGCGGAAUCGAGGAAACACCUCCGAAGACUAAUACCUCUGCGCAGCUUGGAGAGGGCGAAGAUUGGAAUACACCUGAGCAGAGCAACAGCGAGGAUAGCAGUCUGAGUGAUAGUGAACGAACGUUAAUGGGGGAUGUUCCCGAUUAUACUAAUUGCGUAGAACCUCAAUUCCCCAAUUCAGGAAUAGUUUUUGACUACGCCCCACCCAAAUUGACUCGUAUGGAAAAUUGGGAUAUCGAUGAUGAAUCUGAUUACUAUUUCAAAGCUAUUCCUCACUCAGAAGAUUCGCAAAAAUUACUUAAAGUACUGGUGGAUAAGAGAAUGCAGUUGAGCACCCUGAAGAAGGACCUUGAGCCGCUCGUGGGUGUUCCAGUAGAGUAUUUCAAAGUCUUCCGGCACUCGUCGGACUCCGGGGAAACAGAGUGCAGUAGACUAACUGAACAAUUAAGUUGUUAUCAAGACGGCGAGAGACUCAGUGUGAAAUUAGGACGUGCUUUACGCAGUGGAGAGUUCAAAGUCAAGCUGUUCCAGCUACUUAUUCAUUCCACUGAGCCGUUUAAAUUUUUGUGCGAUUGGAUAGUAUCUAAUGAAAUGACAGUUGGUCAGGCAAAGAAGGAAAUUCUAGCUGAAAUAAAAAGAAAGUAUAAUAUUGACAUACCGUACGAAAAGUGUCGUUUGAGGAGGAAAAAUUACAAGACAGCGUCAAAAGUAUGUUUAGACGAAGAAAAGUUCGAAGUAUUACGUUUAUAUACACAAUGCGAAUUAUUCGUACAAGAACUACCUGACAAGGAGACAGUCAAAGAUUACAACCAGGUUGUUCUGUUUGUGAGGAAGUGGUCACCUUCCCAAAUGCAACUAACUCCAUUCGAAGAAAUCACGAUGAAUGGAAAGUCCAUUGAAGAACUGAAAGAAAAGUUAUCCUCGAUAUCAGAUAUACCGGCGCAGUACAUAGAGGUAGCCAAGGGUAGAAACGCAUUUCCCUGUGAUAUCUCUGUACUUCAGGUGCAAAGUGAACUAAACUGGAAUCACCAAGCAACAACUAUAGAUACCUUACCACUUAAUCUUGAAGACGGCUCAGUUGUGUACUUUAGGGAUAGCAGAGAAGAACCUAAGCAGUUGAGCUCCGAAGAGCUCAAGGAGAUAGCAAGCAAAGAGAGUUCGCGUCUGACGUCACUCUCGUCGACGUCAAGUUAUAGUCCGCGGCGAGAGCGAGCGCUAAAAAUAUAUUUGGACACCAAAUGAUCCCCGAACUGCAUUUGAUGUUGAUUAUACGCUGCUGCAGUAAGCUAGGAUUCAACUAACGUGUUUGAACAGAUUUACUUAUUUUUGGUGCCCAGUUUCAGCACGAUAUCAAGAGUCCGUUCAGUACCUAAGAGACCUGAUUAAUAUCAAGGGAAAAAUUCGAUAAUACGAUUACUUUUUCUAAUACGAAAUUGUGGGUCUAUGUGUAUAAUAAAAGUCGCAAGAACUACAGUUCCGCAGUUUGAUCGUGUUUUGCAUUUGUUAUAUAUAUAUAUAUAGAUCACCAUUUAAAAACUUGUCUCAUACUUGAAAGUGUUUAACAUCCAAGUUUUGUCAUUCAUAUACAUUUUUACUAUUGGUAUUAUUUACUUUUUUCCUGAUGUUAGAGUUGAACGGACUAUGUAUAAUAGUAAGCCUAUUAUGUCGAUGCUAUCGAAUUCAAUUCAAUAUUAUUGAACGGACUAUGUAUAGUAAUAUGCCUAUCACAACGAUGCGAUAAAUUCAAUUUAAUAAAUCGACAAAAUACCUUCACGUAUUGAUGAUGCUGGUUUGGAAAGUUCUUAGGACGGUGAUGAGUUGUUAGUAAAAAAAAAAGAAAAAAAAAAAGAGAUAAAAAUGCGAAUAAAAAUAUUUGUUUUCUAAUCAUCUAUCAUUACAACUUUGCAAGCUCCCCGAAAGUCACCGUGUUUCAUAAUCUCACAAUUGUUAUGUUAGUGAUUGUUCAUAUUUAUUACUUGUUUGUGGCUCUGGCAGUAAAUAGCCUGAUUCCAGAGAUUGUAUUUGUAUUAUCUGACCUUCUGAUCCUACGAACUUGCCACUUUUCCUUAAUACUCACCGAUUCUCUAUGUCUUCUCAGUUUUUUUGAUUGUCAGAGUUUGUAGCAGCGUACCAAUUAUUGAUCGGCGUUUACCAUAAAUGGCAGUUGAGCUCUCGACAUUUUUUUUUUUGUUGUUCUGGCUGAAAUGUAAUAUACAUAUUAUAAUCUUCAAUGUUAUUCAUUCUGGAACUUGUACAUUAGAUCUGUAUUUUUUCAAUCGCGCCGUUAUCAUGUACAAAUUACAUACAGGCAGUGAGCAUAAGAGCUCCGGCAAUUGUUAUUGCUUGCACGCCACCCAAAGAGAGAAGAACUUUCUUCUUAGUAUCUUUGGUUUUUCAUAUAUAUAGGGUACAUAUGUAUGUAUAACUGUAAAUAUUUGUGAAAUAAGUAAGCCUGUAAUACCUGUUUCAUGACGUGUGUGUGUAGUGUGUGUGUGUGUGUGUGUGUGCGCAUGUGUGUGUGACAUGGUAUGUAUUUUAUUAUUAGCGGCAUGCUGUUUUUCAAAAAUAACUUAUUAAUGACAAUUGGCCUUUAUCUUUCCGCGUAAUGUACUAAGAAAAAAAAAACUCGACAUUAAAAUUGGUCCAACACGAUCGUCGAAGUAUAAACGUCUCUCUGAAUCCCAUUGUUAUUGUAAAU
Molecule: messenger RNA, 5575 nt
Organism: Neodiprion fabricii
Lineage: Eukaryota; Metazoa; Arthropoda; Insecta; Hymenoptera; Diprionidae
Gene: Usp47
Product: ubiquitin carboxyl-terminal hydrolase 47
Exons: 19
Coding region: 232-4119 (1295 amino acids)
Biological process (GO): protein deubiquitination
Cellular component (GO): nucleus; cytosol
Molecular function (GO): cysteine-type deubiquitinase activity; cysteine-type endopeptidase activity
Source: RefSeq, a predicted model, not a curated record